Molecule: messenger RNA, 492 nt
Organism: Aphanomyces astaci
Lineage: Eukaryota; Oomycota; Saprolegniomycetes; Saprolegniales; Verrucalvaceae
Exons: 3
Coding region: 1-492 (163 amino acids)
Source: RefSeq, a predicted model, not a curated record
AUGGGCCACCAAGGACACCAGGCCAUGGCAGCCCACAUGCAAAAAAUAUUCUACAUCCGCGAGCUUGAUACAAAGCUCACGGCAUGGACGCAGACGUGCUUGCUAUACCCGCAUACUAGGGGUGACAGGGUCGUUCAACGACCUCAACAGUAUGCUUGGCACGCGACGCACCGAAACGAAGGCCUACAAUUCGACUUCCUAUUUAUGGGCGAAGCGUGGCGAACCAACAUCAACCGAGCGCCGGUGGCGACGCUGGACCACACAAGCUCUAUGGAAUGCUUCACAGGCUUGGAUCCGACCACAGCGCUCAUCGUUGGUAAAGUCAACUGGGAAUUACUGAUCCGAUGGAAUGACCUAAUGAGCCUCGAAGCAAGCUGGGAACAGCUCCCGGCGAUGCACCAGGAGAUCCCAUCCUUGGUGCAGUCGUUUGCCGACCAAUUGCUAAACGGCGCUAUACGCGAAGGGCCGGGCAAGACCCUAGAACGGUUGUAG